Messenger RNA from Acanthosepion pharaonis, 834 nucleotides. The record is from the annotation of a GenBank genome assembly. NCBI's taxonomy places the organism in Eukaryota, Metazoa, Mollusca, Cephalopoda, Sepiida, Sepiidae.
AUGGUGCCCCGAAAGGCCGCCCACUUCUCCGAGGUAGAGUCUCCGAUCCGCGAGGUUGCCCCCCUCGUUCUAAAACCUCUUGACAAACUGUUGCACAAGGUCAGGCUGGCUCAUCUUGCUGACAUCAAUGCGAGGAUUCCUCUGCUUCUUGCCGCGGUGAAACGUCUUGGGCUGGAGCUUGAUCUUGCAGCACACCACGGAGUCGUAUGCAUCACAGUCCGCGCUGUGGAGACGUUGUGCUUUUUGGAUUGGUUCUUAAGAAGGAGUUGGCUAUGCACAAGUUGUGGUAAGUGCAUAGUUCAAGCAGCCUCUGUCCGUAGUCGAAGGCCUAGAAUCAUGACCAGCACCCAAUCUGUCGUGAAAGUCGCCCAGGAGAAUAAGUUGUUCCAUGCUGGGGAUACUGCUGAUGGUGGCUGUUAUUUUGUCGUAAAACUCGUCAUUAGUGUCUGGUGUGGCACGGGGUGUUGGGGCAUACACGAUGAGGAAGGUGACAGGGCCUGCUGUGGUGCUGAGGCUGAACAUGAGGAGUAUCUCGGAACCGUUGCUGCCUGGUUCUACCGUAUUCAGCAGGCUGUUCUUCACUGCAAAGCCUACUACAUGUUGGCGUGGUUCCUCAGAGCUCUUCCUCUGUCAGAAGAAUGUGUUGUCCUUCUUCUUCAGAGAUCCGGAGCCAGCCAGACGUUUUUCCUGAAGAGUAGCCACAUGAAGGCUCUUGAGCUCAACGUUCAUGACGGCAGUUUUCCUGAAGUCGCUGAUGUCCUGGGGGACUUCAGAGAGGUCGGUCGCGUAGACCGGACGUUCCAACAGCCCAGUUUUAGAGCUGAUUUCUUUUGA